UAGUGGUGGUGGGGGAUUCAGCUUUUCUUAGAUACAAGUAGUUCCCUUCUCCAAGGGAAAAAGCCCACUUCAUUUAAUUCAAUUGAAAUACUUCUUUCGAGGACACUAUGUGGCUAAAGUUUAACUAAAAUCCAGGACCUUCAGUUCAAGACUAAAUUGCAGUCUCUAUUCUGCAAACCUCAUUGUGGUUUACCUGUUUGCUGCCAGUCAAUGUCAAACACAUUACAAGAUAUUGUCUUAAAUCUACUGCCACUGAUGUAAAAAGAGGUCAUGGUGAGGUUUAUUUCUGCUUCACUGUCAACCACCCAAUCAUGUUCUAGUUUUUUUUAAACAACUGAGAGGUGUGGCCUGAUGAAGGAGUGCUGAAUCUGUUAGUUCUGCUGCCGCUCCAGUAACUGAGAAUCGCUGUGGAGAAGAAGCCGACAGUAUGAUGCUGUUCUUUGUGAAUCUCUGCCUGCUCUGGACAUUAUGUGUGGCACAGUUAGAUGACAUCUCUCAGCCUGUUCCAUUUCAAACAGUGAAGCUCGGAGAAUCAGCUUCUAUUGAAUGUCACAUAAAGAGUGAAAUGUAUAAAAGAGUGUGGUACAAAUUGACUACAUUGAGGAGCCUACAGCUAGUGGCAACAUUUCAUACUAAAUUUAACAAAAGUCAAAUUGCUGAUACAUUUCGUCAACGUUACUCAGUCAACGCUGACAGAAUCAGCAGUAAUCUGAGCAUCUCUGCAACCACAUGGGAGGACACUGGAACAUACUUCUGUGGAGUAAUGUACUUUAGUGAUAUUCUUUUUGGAUCAGGAACCUUUUUGAUGCUGAAAGGUGCAAAUAUGAUCAGUGAUUCUGUUGUCCAGCAGCCAGGGUCUCAGACAGUCCAGCUAGGAGACUCUGUGACUCUCAGUUGCUCUGUUAACACUGGGCAUUGUGCAGGUGAACACACUGGUGUCAUGUGGCUGAAAAACUCUCUAGAUUCUGCGGCACAAAUUAUUUCCUCAUCUGGAUAUAAGAACCACAGCUGUGACAGGAGUGAGAGUGGACAAACGACCUGUGUGUACACCUUGCUCAUGAGGAACAUCCGCUAUGAUGAUGAGGGAAUGUACUACUGUGUUGUGACUUUAUGUGGACACAUGCUGUCUGGGAACGGGACCAGGAUUAACAUUCACAACACAAAACCAGUAGCAUUAAGUCCAGCUGUUAUUGCCCUGAUCCUGUCAAACAUCGCUCUGGGGAUUGUGACACUCGUUCUUUUAUGGAAAUUCUACACGAGUCGGAGAAAUAAUUCCACAGAGGUAACAGGUAGACGUUCUGAAGUCUGUCAGGCUAGUGAUGGAGUACUCUAUGAAUUUGAGUCUUCAGCCCCUGAAAUCCUCCAAAGAACACCUGAGGAGAAAACGAGUGUAGAUUCUGUGGUUUAUUCUGAUGUAAGAUGCUGCCAGAAGAACAGGGAAGCCUUGUUUCAGUAAUACAGAAAAACACGUACAGAUCAGCAAUAUGUAGCUUAUAUUAAAUGUAUAUAUGAUAUUUAGAGGUAUACUGAUAUGUGUAAUUUAAAACAAAAGAACUAUUAGGUCUCAUCAGACUUUAGAGGAGCUUGGACAUUUGGGGGGAACUCCUAAAAUAGCCGUCACUUCAGAAAGGAGACAGUUGAGGCGGUUGGGCGUCUUAAAAGGACGCCUCAUGGAGGUCUCUGGGCAUGCCUGACUGGGAGGAGUCCCUAGGUAGACCCAGAGUUCACUGGAGGGACUAUAUAUCGCAACUGGCCAGGGAAUUGCUGGGAAGAGGGAUGUCUGGAUUGACGUAUUUUGCCUGUUGCCACUGUGAAACACCCUCGGAUAAGCGGAAAAAAAUGGAUGGAUGGAUGUUGUACCCGGCAAACAGUCUGGCUAAUGUUCACAAAUUACAGUAAAAUGUUUAUAAUAUGACUGACAUACAUAAAUAAAGACUAUUUUUUUUAUAUUCAUAUCGAUUGUGUAAAUUACAAAAUAAUGUAUUUACUAGCAUCAUUGGUGCUAAAUGUAAUCAAUAAUUGUAACACCCCACCCUGCUACCCUGCUAACAGCUUAGCACUUCUAUAUGACUCCAAAUAAAGCUGCAAUGAGCAACGUCGCAUAUCUGCAGUGCAUGAGUUAGAUGACUAGAUGACUUGAAUUUGCCAAAUCCAUAGGCUGUAUAAAAAGAUGGACAACAUGACAGCCUCUUGUGACUGGCAGUAUGAAGCCUGCCACCUCCAUUUUAACAGAUGGGUCAAACUAUAAAAUCUAAACACAAAACAUUUUUUUUCAAACACUGAUUCUGCCAUUACAGUGAGUUCUUAUCAUGCUCAUUUAUCUCAAGUGUUACUUUUUGUUUUUGAGAGGUUUGCUUAAACAAAAUGGGUUCAUGUUACAGCUUUGUUGUUGAACAAUGCAGCUCUUGCAAAGUUCUGUACCACAACAGCAGAGCAGAGGAGGGAUGCUGAGAAGAGACAUAACCAAGCCUUACAGGCAGUUUCUAUUUUGUACAAGAUAUAAAGAGAAAGAGUUCAGAGAUCACUACUUUAAAGCAUAAUCUGUCAGGAUGUGAGCUUAGUCUCUCCCCGAGAUACAACUCUAACAACUCUUACUUAAUGCACUGCUGUGUCUGGAUGUCAUGAGCUUCUGGUUUUGUAUUUUGUUUCUAUCAGAGUUUAGAUUACCUUUCUUGUUUUAUUGUCUCAUUCUUCCUUGGUGUUUCCCUUGUGUGUUUCUUUAUUUUUUAAUGUUUCUCAGUUUAGUCUUUAAGGUUUCCUGUUUUACUUUGUCAUUUCUUAUCCUUUUGUUUCUCUCUGUCCUGUGUGUAAAGUAACAAUAGUGUCACAUUCUUGAGUUCUCUGUAGUGUAGUGUUUCCUGUUUUAUUUUGAAAGUCUUGUCCACAUUCUUGCCUUGCCUUACUUCCUCCCUUUGUCUGGUUUCCCACCCAUGUUGAUUGCCCUGAUUGUCUUCACCUGUGUUGUUAGUCUCACCUGUCACGUCUCAAACAUCCGUUGUCUUAAGUACUUUUGAACCCUGUCGUGCUUUUUCUUUGUUUUUUUUAACCCGUGGCUUCUCUUUGUAAUUUUCCUGUUUUUUUUUAUGUUGGAGUUUUGUUGGACAUUUAUGUAUUAUUUUGGUCUCCUGAUCAGGUAAGCUUUGCCUUUUGUUUCAUUAGACCUUUUUGAGCUCUGCAAUUGAAUGCUUUAAAUUCAGAACUGUGUCACUGGAUUUGACCAGCAGGCGUAAGAUAUUGAUACAGUAUUGCUGCCUUUAAAUGAGCUUGUCAUUUCCUUGAACUGCAUUUCCCAAUAUAUUGUUCUCAUCUUGUCUCACACUGGUAGGUGUGAAUUUUUGCCAGUUGUUAUUAUGAAAGAGUUGAGCCACUUUCUUGGUUCACUUUGGCCUGUUCUGACUUAUCUGGAGUCGAGUAACUGCUGCUUUAAGUUGAAGUGCAUGUCAAAUGUCUAUGUGGAGAAAAAUGAAUGAAUGGCCAUGCUAAUUGACUUUGGCUUGCCGAAAGGUUAAAGUCUAAAUUUGAAAUACAAAGCAAGGGCUUUGUGGUCAGUCCAGUCUGUCUCACAGAUUAAAGCGUCUUAAAAAUUUC
Molecule: messenger RNA, 3588 nt
Organism: Labrus mixtus (cuckoo wrasse)
Lineage: Eukaryota; Metazoa; Chordata; Actinopteri; Labriformes; Labridae
Exons: 6
Coding region: 428-1456 (342 amino acids)
Biological process (GO): response to bacterium
Source: RefSeq, a predicted model, not a curated record